This is a messenger RNA of Pantherophis guttatus, 12622 nucleotides long. RefSeq names its product family with sequence similarity 120 member C (gene FAM120C). NCBI's taxonomy places the organism in Eukaryota, Metazoa, Chordata, Lepidosauria, Squamata, Colubridae. The record is from RefSeq and is a predicted model, not a curated record. Gene Ontology annotation, cellular component: nucleus.
AACGUCACGGAAGACGGGUUCUUUAAAAAAAAAAUGGUGGACGCCUGGAGUUGUAGUUUUAAUUUACUUUUUCCACCACUUUAUGUCGUUGUGACAGGGGACUCUUUUCUUCAAUGGGACUACAAGCCCCAUAAAUCUAUGCGACGCCAGGAUACCGCGAAGAAAACUUUACAACAUGGCGGCUCCUGCGUUCUUUCGGGACUUGUAGUCCCGCUCUGUGCUGACUAAUAGAUAGCGGGUUAAAAACAAAACUACAACUCCCGGUGAGCUUACCGCCUAAACUGAGGAAAGGGAGGAGGCAAGAGGAGGAGGAGGAGGAGAAGAAGAAAGCUACAACAUGGCGGUUGCAUCCAUUCCUGAGAUCUGGGAACUGUAAGAAGCGAAGCCCCAGGAGCUGGAGCAGCUUGGACUGUGCCAGGUCCUGGUUUCGGGGUGCCAGCCCCUCAGCCUUCCCUGCCUGCCCCAGUGGAAGUGGGCCGUAUCCCCGCCGCGGUGCACAGCCAUGGGGGUGCAAGGCUUCCAAGAGUUCGUGGAAAAGCGUUGCCCAGGGGCAGUGGUGCCCGUGGACCUCCUGAAACUGGCACGGGCUGUAGGGGGCCGUGGAGGCGGGGGCCCUGCCUACUGUACCACCUUCCACCCACCAGCUGGCUAUCCCCAUCCUGCCGGGGCUGCGCCGGGGCUGGCACCCAUGGUUGGUGGCUACCCACACUCCCAGCAUGCAGGGGGGUUGGCACCCCCAGCGCCAUGCCCAGCUCGGCUUCUGGUGGAUGCUGACUCUGCUUUGCAGCGUCUGUACGGUGGCUACCAGACAGACUGGGUGUGUGGGGGCCAGUGGAAUGCCAUGGUGGGUUACCUGGCUGCCCUUUCACAGGCUUGCCUCUACCAAGGUGGCCUGGAGUUAGCUGUCAUCUUCAAUGGAGGGCUUGGAAAGGAGAGGCUGCCUGAGUGGGCCAGGAAAGCCCAGGCUGAGAGACAGACAGCUCAGCUAAUUGCAGGGCAUGUGGGUAACAAAGGUACCCCGCCACCCCGAGCCUGGUUUCUUCCACCUGCCUGCUUGGGGCAUUGUGUACGUCUGGCCAUGAUUCGAUUCCGGGUGAAGGUGUUCCAGAGCCUGGAGGAUCAUCAUCAGGAAGUAGUGUCUUUCUUUCGGGAGAAUGGUUUUCAUGGACUAAUUGCCCAUGACUCGGAAUAUGCUCUCUGCAACAUCCCCUCCUACUAUAGUUCCCAUGCCCUGAAGCUGAGCUGGAAUGGCAAAAACCUCACCACUAACCAAUUCCUCAUGCAAGAGGUGGCCAAGCAGCUGGGUCUCAAGCUGAGCAGUUUUCCUAUAUUUGCUGCCUUGCUGGGGAACCACAUUCUUCCAGAUGAGGACUUGGCUGCCUUCCAUUGGAGUCUUCUUGGUCCGGACCACCCGCUCGCUUCACUUAAGGUGCGUGCCCACCAGUUGGUCCUCCCACCCUGUGAUGUGGUCAUCAAGGCUGUAUCUGAAUAUGUCGGUGCCAUCAAAAGUCCCUCUGGCCUGGAUGUAAUAGGGAGAGAUGUCUUCAAACACUCCCAGUCCAGGACUGAAGAUAAAAUAGAACGCUUCAAGAAAGCAGUAGAAUAUUAUUCAGUGGCCAUGAAAGCACCUCCUACACCAGCCGGCCAGUCCCCGUAUGUUCUCCCAGCAUUUGGACCUAACCAUUUCGGAGGGGCACCACCUCUGAAUCGCAAUCCAAUGGUAUCACUUCCUUCUGGGAAGGCUAUGUUUGCACCCCAAAUGGGGCCAAAGAUGCAGUACCAGCCACCUGCUCCACAUGGUGGCAUUGCUGCCUCUUCAUCUUUCCUUCCGGGUCCUGGUUCCAGUUUUCUCUUCUCACCUCAUGGCUUGGCGGACGCAAUGCCCUUCCAUGAAGAUCCUGCCUUGAAGGCUGGUCACUUCAACAACUGGCCUGUAUCAUAUGAUAAUUGUCCUGCCAAGUUUCCUAACCAUCACCUGGGUUCCAAACCUUCCCCGUCAUCUGGGCCUGGAUCUUCACCCUCUUCUUCUUCUGAUGGAGAAGAGCACAAUGGAGCCAAUUCCAACCAUGUUUCUGAAACUGUGUCUCGCAAGUCUGGCUGGGAGGAUCCUGCGGGUGAAAAGAUAAUGAAUCAAGGCUGGGGACAAUCACCUGGGAACACUGGCAACUCAGAAAGGACCUUGAGUGGACCUGAGGCCCACAUCCCUUCAUUGCUCUCCAUGGCAACCCGAAACCACAUGGACAUAACCACCCCGCCUUUGCCUCCUAUUGCUCCAGAAGUACUUCGAGUGGCUGAACACAGGCAUCGGCGGGGGCUUAUGUACCCUUUCAUCUACCACGUCCUUACCAAGGGUGAGAUCAAAAUCCCUGUGUGCAUUGAAGAUGAAUGUAACACUGAACUGCCGCCAGCAGUUGUCCUUUUUCGGGCCUCACGGCAGUAUGUAUACGGUGUCCUCUUCAGUGUGGCUGAGACACAACGGCGGAUGGAACGCCUGGCUGUGCGCAAGCGCAUUCCCGUGGAAACGCAUCCUGUUAUCGUCAAGGAAUGGUCAGCGUACAAAGGGAAAUCACCCCAGACUCCAGAGUUGGUCUCAGCUCUUGCUUUUCGGGAGUGGACCUGUCCCAACCUCAAGAAGCUCUGGUUGGGCAAAGCAGUGGAAGACAAGAACCGGCGUAUGAGAGCAUUUCUGGCUUGUAUGAAAUCAGACACCCCCGGCAUGCUCAACCCUGCCAAUGUACCAACACACCUACUGCUCAUGUGUUGUGUAUUACGAUACAUGAUACAGUGGCCUGGAGGCCGGAUCCUCCACAGACAUGAAUUGGAUGCUUUCUUGGCCCAGGCUGUGUCUGCUCAGCUAUAUGAACCAGAUCAGCUUCAAGAAUUGAAGAUUGAGAAACUGGAUCCCCGAGGAGUUCAGUUGGCUGCUCUGUUUAUGAGUGGAGUGGACACGGCCCUUUUUGCCAAUGAUGCUUGCGGGCAGCCUGUGCCCUGGGAGCAUUGCUGCCCAUGGAUCUACUUUGAUGGGAAACUCUUUCAAAGCAAACUGAUUAAAGCUGCACGAGAGAAGGCACCUCUGAUAGACCUCUGCGAUGGCCAGACCGAGCAGGUUUCUAAAGUAGAGAAGAUGAGGCAGAGUAUUCUGGAAGGCAUCAACCUCAAUCGCCAGGCUCCUCCACCUCUUCUCCCACCUCCACCCUUUGUGCCCUCUAUGGCAGCACCUUUUUAUCCAGUGCCUCUUUACCCUCGCACUAUUGGAUCAAUGCCACAAGCAGCCCCUGGGAGGACUAGAGGCUUCACAGGACUCCAUCCAAUCCCACCACAAGGAGGCAAAUUGGAAAUUGCUGGGAUGGUGGUGGGGCAGUGGGCUGGGAGCAAACCUUCUCGGGGACAGGGCUCCUUUGGCAUGCAGGUGGUGUCAGUUGGAGGCCCAGGGAAAGGCCGUGGCCGUGAUUGCUCUGGAAAAAUCCCCAAAGUAAACAAGAAAGUAAACAAGCAAAGCUUGACCGACGGAACUGCAAAGACGCCCGAGUUCGGCAGCAAUGGCGGCGGCAGCUGCAGCCGACCCCAGUCCCAGUUUAAUGGGGAUGGAGGCCCCCCCUCCAGAGCCAACGAAGAUCCCACUGUUGGAGCAUGCCCUUCAGCCGCAUCACCUUGUGCCUUAGCAAGAGACACUGACUCAUGCAAUAACAAAAGCCCCUUUUUCGGGACGCUGGGUGGGGACUCUGAACGAUGCCCGGAGAACAAGCUUCCCUUCCCAGUUCUGCAGAAAGAGGAGUGAAUAGAUGCCGCUGUGGAUCCAAUUGGCUGGCAAAUGGAGGGUGGGGUGAGGUGGGAUGACAAGGUUUUGACCUGCCAAGGAUAGGAUUCAGCCCUUCAACACAUUGGCUAGAAUGUAAAUGCAAUCAAGUGCUGCAAUGGAAUUAUUAGCUAGGCAGGGCAGGGACCGGAAGAUUGCUGUUUUGAUAGCUCACAUUACAACAUUGGGCUAAUUAAUCAAAUUGCUCCACUACAGCAGAUAUUAUAAUAUUGUGAGGUCAAGCAGCCUGCUGGGAUUCUUGCCCCUGCUUUGGAGAAUAACAUCAGCUUUUUUGCAUUCCACCCCUCAAAUUUGCCACUGUGCCAAUCGGAUCCAUAAAGGCGGCAAUUUUUUAAGUUUAUUUGAAUUUAUUUUUGUUUUUUAAUUUUAUAGGGGGAAGACUUUUUAGGGGGCAAGAAUUAUGAAUUCUGGAUUUUGGGAAGGGGGAUAUUUUUAAAGGAAGAAAAAGCCAGGAAGGUUUUACUUUAAAAUGGGGCAGAUUUUUCCUGCCUGCCUUGUUUAAUUUCUUGCCAACUCCCCCACCAUUAGGCCAAAUAGCAGUAUUGCUUUGAGGGAUGGUGAUGUUGGUAUGAAUUAAGGGGUGUGUAUGAGAGACAAUGAUUUUUAAGAAAGAAAGAGUAGUACCACCACUGCAAAUUAUACACAAGAGGCAUAUAGCAGUUGGCGUGUGCUUUUUAUUAUAUAUGAAAGAGAGAGAGAGAGAGAUUAUAUUUAUAUAUAACAUGAAUAGAGCUAUAUAUAAAUAUGAAUGCUACAAACCCGGAAGGGGUAAAAAUGUUCCCGGGAGACAACUUGCGUUCCAAAGCGCUACGUGUUUAAUGAAUUAAAGGCCUGCUUCGCCAGUUGCCAGCAAUUGGGUCCUAUCCUCAGGUUGCGGCAGUCGAUGAGGCAGGCCUCCUGAUACCAGACAGAACACUUCUUAUCCUUAAACAGACAAGCACUUACUGUUACAAUUCCAGGACUGUGAGCAAAUGGCUGAAGAUAGCUGGGGCUGUAAAGAUGUGGGGUGGAUAGCCAUCCAAAUGGGGAAGUCAUGGGUGAGGCUGCAGAGAUACCAAUCCUACCCAGAAACGGGGUGGGGGGUGGGUGGGAUUCUAGCUCUUGUUGUCAUUAAAAGGGUGACAUUGGAUGUGUGUGGGGGGGUUGAUUGCAGUUGCUCAGCUGGUGAUUCUUUAUUCUCUUCCAAGGGAAUCCUACAAGUUCAGUACACGAUCUGGAAUCUAGAAUGAAUCGGGCCUUUUAGAAAUGACCCUGCCCACUCCCAGGCUUCGCACAAUCUGCCAUCAAUUCUUAUGCUGAUGAUAAUGAGAAAAAAUUUCAAAGACUUUCUGAAAACAGUUGGUCGAGAUUUUCAGUAGUGUAGCUAAACUCCAUUAUAUACACAAGUUUCUCUCCUAUUACCCUAUCCUUUUGGGUUGUCUAAUUUGAAUUGCACCUAUCCUUGCAGAUGAUCUUGUAGAAUCCGAAAGCCUUGAAUUUUGGAAACUUGGUAAAUCCAUUAGAAAUGUGUACUGAGGCAGAUUUCAAAUGCAGAAUGUUUAUAUAGAGCAGGCAGUUCAAAGUUUUUUUAAAAAUCAAAUAAUUUGGGUUAGGAAAUAGAACAGGCUGAACAUUCUGUUGGAAAGAAAUUUUAAACCAGUUUUCCAGCUGCAAAUAUACAUGCACUUCUGCAGUGCAUGUUUCUUUCUAGUUUCUUACAACUUCUAUAGCACGUACCUCAGAUGACUUGAGUAAUCUAAAAUGUGUUUUGAUUUUUAAUUUGUCUUCUGCUAUCAGUAUCCAGUAGGCUGAAUGUUUCCCUUUCUGCUUCCUUCAGCAGAGGGGCACAUGAUUAAACCCACUGCCUGGAACAAUGGUUGGUUCCACUUCAAACCAAAAUCAGAAAAGUAUUCUUAAUAGUGCAGAGUAAUUAUAUGAAAUUAAUUGCCACAAGAUAAAUGUUGGUAGCUACGACUGUAGACCCUUUAGUGAAAGAUUCCAUAUAUUAUUGGGCAACAAGUCAUAACUAAAUUGAAUUUAUAUAUUCAUAAGAAAUAUUUUCUUAAAUUUCAAUUACUGCAGAAGAAAAAUAGGAUUGUGUUAAAAAGUGAGGGAGGGUAUUAUCCAGAUUUUAACAAAUUUAUUUGCCUUACUUUCUGCAAAUGUAUAAAAGGGUAGUUAAAAUGGUUUUAAAACCUGAAACAGGGCAGGGUAUCUUAUUUCUACUGCUGGCUCCAUUCUCUUGAAUGAGUUAUUCACCUACCAGAACCCAAAGUAGGAAGCCCUGAUCUUCCUCCUCCCAGUUUAGCUGCCAGAUCACUCUCAUCAAAAGAUUUAAACUGUUAAACAAGUUUUGGAAUCGAUCUGUAACCAGUUGGCUAUUUUUUCUCUGCAGCUGUUGACUCAAACUCAUUGAGAUGGGAAAUUUCUUAUAUUGCUCUAAGAGCAGGACCUUUGGAAAUGAUCCAUGGUUGCCAGAAGGGAGGUAGCACCUGAAAAAGAUUAAUCCCUUAUAGGCAAGAACUUGACAACAGCCAAAGGAAAGAGUUGCUUUCACCUUUGGGAAAGUAGCUAGAGCAGUCUAAAGGGUGGGAGAGCAUUUUUGUUUGAAAACUAUCAUAGUUAUAGCUGGGUAAUAUGGGAAGUAGACUCUAUUUUAGAAAACAAAGAGCUGCUAUUUAAAGUAGUUUGUGAUACGAAGUUUGAGUAUUAAGAAAACUUGAUUUUUAAAAAGUAUUUCUGGUAGGUAAAUUUUGGAAAAAUCAGAUUUUUUUUAAAUAGUCAAAGCAGCAUGCUUUUCAGCUGCAAAAACUAGUCAUUCUGAUUGGGUUGACAUUCUAAACGUUGAAAAGAGAAAGUUUUUGUUCUGCUGGAUAAAUUCUGAAGAACUGGCAAAUUGAUGUCUUUCGUGUUCUGAAGUACUUGCUCGAGAGUUAACAAAGAGAAUCUUCUUGUUUAAAGAUAGCAGUACUACUGAGAAUCAUACAUUUGGAGAGCGUCUUACAAGCUUUCCCUCCCAAAGAAAAAAUAAAAUCUUAUUUUCCUUUUUUAAAAAAAAUAUUUAUUUGCAGAAUUAAUGGAACUAGUAAUCAAGUCUUUUAAAAUCUUGUUUGUUUUGUUUCUAACCUUUGCUGAUCAUUUAAAGCUAGUUGUCCAAUGCAAAAAUUGCCUUGAAGAAUCAAGCCAACUUUCAUUCAGGAAUGACUCGCAUUCUAUCAGUGGAUUCCAUUGAGUACUAAUAAUCUAGAUUGCCUGGAUACAUUUUUUAUAUUUGUGGGAUUUAUUUUUUUUUAAUCACAGUUAUCCCUCCAUUUCUCUUGGUUCUUUCAUAUUACAUCGUGUUGCAGUCCCUAAAUAACAUCUUAAAUGUUCAACUUUCUUUUGCAAGAAAGCCCCAAAUAAAACCCAGUUCUCCAGUAAGCAAAGUGAAUAAAUAAAUAAAUCCCAAUGUACCAUUUAGAAUACAGUUCUUUUAGCCUUGGUAUCUAGGUAGCAUCCUAUAUCUAGAGUUAUAAUAGCAGAUAUUAAUCCCAAGGUUAUGAACUUCCAGCAUCAGGCAUUGAAUGGCAUUUGCAGGGGAGGUAUACGUCUCUACUUCUUGCAUGGAAGAUCCUGCAUAAAUUAACUAUAUUUGCAGCUACUAUCUUUCGCUAAAUGUGGAAUCCAGGUCUGAAUUUUUCUGCAAUGGCCUUAAGAUUCAUGCUUUUGUUAUUUUAUUUUUUUUGUUAUGAUAGCAGAACAAGACAGAAGUUUAAAUCACACAUCAAAGAAGAUUGGGGGAAUCUGCUUUUUCUGGUGAUAUCCUAGCCCCAGUCUCAGUUGAAACAACUAAUUUGAAGAGACUGUGGCUCUCCAUUGUGAAAUGUGCUCUAAUCUGGGCCUAACAAGGAAGUGCCCUUCUAUUCCCAGGAUGAAGGAUGGGAAAGAUAAAGACUUUCAUUUAACCGUCAAAUUAUUUCCUGAUGCAGAUUGUUUAACUGAUUGAUUUGGAAUGGGAUUCCCAAGUGAACUUUGAUGAAUAGCUUGACAACUUACUUUGUGUCAACUUUAGUUUGAUAGUAUUCAUGGAGGCAAGAUUCUGACCUAAAGGCAGCAGAAAUGUCGGUGCAGCCAAAUCUUUGCCAGUUCUGACAUCUAAUCUCAGAGCUACAGAUUUGCUUGCUUAUGUUAGUCAAUUAUGGAGGUUUGUAACAGAUAACAUACAAAUAAUUUUCUACAAUAUCUCACAGUUUAGGGGCAGAUAAGGCUGCCUCAGUUUUCUGUCAUCUUCAUUUUCUAACGCUAUUUCCAGUGCUUCAGAAGAGGGAGCUCUCGAGAAUGGGAUCAGAGAUUGAUUGACUAUAUUGCUAAGAUAAAAAAAAAACAUUCUGGUCCAAUCCCCAUUUUUGAAGCCCUGUAGAAUUCAUGUGGUUUUAUGAUCUGUUUGGGAUGCAGAAAUUAAUGAGUCUCGGGUGUAAACUAGUUCAUUUUGCAAGUAAUAGAAAAAUAUCACAGAGUUUUGUACUGUGUUUCUAUAGGAGUAUGGAAUGUGGGAUUGAAUAUAAAAGUCAUUUUGAUUUUUUUUAAAAAAAAAAAUCCUAAUCGUUCAUAUUAGCAAAGAUAUUCUAUAAAAAUGUAGGGGCCUGGGUGAAAUUUCAGAUCUUGAAAAUGAUGCCUAAAUUUAAUUUGAUACAGAUUUUUUUUUUUAACAUUUAAGAAAAUGGUUGUGGAGAUAUGCAUUUGAUCAUUUUAUAUCCAUGACAAAAUUCAAUGUUUGAAGAUUAAAUUUUACUUAGUUUUGAUCUGGAGUAUGCAGACUUAAGCCAAGCUCUAGUAGAAAAUGAGAUUUGAAAUAAUGUUAUUCAAUUUCCCUUGAUAAAUGUAGAUGAUUGAGGCAUGAUUUUGUUUUGAGUUGCUUACUGUCUGCUGAUCCAAAACAAUAGAAGGUAUCAUGCAGCUUUAAAAUACUCAAUAAAAAUGUAAAGUGCUUCCUUAGGGGCUGUAAGAGGGAUAAUGAAAACAUGCAAUUCAAAGUCCAGUGUUGUAUCAGAGCCAAAGAGAUGGAUAAAAUUACUGAUUUUGUUUCUCCUUUCUGGAUCCAAAGAAUCACCCCUUUCUCCAUUGAUAUAUUUAGAUUUCUGAAUGUAUUUUUAUUUUCACAUCAGUUGUUCAAAGCAUCUUUUACUUGCAUAAGUUAAUGCUUUCACUUACAUGGCCAUUUCUUAAAAAGUGUCUCUGAUUCGAUGCCCAUUACUCCACGGUAUGAGAGCCAGAUGACAUAACCUUCUUAAAUCCACAGUAAAAAGCAAUAAUUUGGCAAAUGUUUUUAAAGCAACAGUGGAUUUGCAUAUGUUGUUGCAAAAAUUUACUGUUUUAAUUACUGCAGUUUCCCAAAUCAGGUCAGCCUGAUAUGGUUCCUGUCUGCAGACCUAAAAUAGGAAUAUUAUUGUAUAAUGAAGUCAUUCAAACAGGAGAAAGAUUUUGUAAUUAAGCCUUUUUUUGAGAGAGAAUUAAAGACAUUUGGAAGGGCUCCUCCCCAGCCUAAGUUUUAGUAUAGAGCUGAUUAAUAUCAUUUGGGGGUUUAUUUUUUCAAAAUGAGAGUCUUUCUCCUAGGGACCCUCUUCUCUUUGAUCAGAAUAGCCUGCCUCAGUCCACUGGCUAGAGAAUUGGGAGAUCUGAAGUCCAACACAUGUCUGGGGAGGGAACCAGAUUGAAAAAGGUUGGAUUAGAAUUACAGCAGGAGCAUUGUGCUAGAUUGGGUUGUGCUUUGAAAAACAACAGGUAAAGAUUUUCAUAUUGUUAUUGUCUUUAUUUGGGGGCAAAAGAAUGCAAAUUCCCUAUCUUUCCCUAAACUAGUAGAUAUAUUUAUAGUAGUUACUAAAAAUUUUGAGAGAUCAAAAAUCAAAUGUUAAUACAGGUUACACUGUGCCUUAAAUAGUAAUGUUAAAAUUAAUUUGAAUUGAAACCCUGAAAUGACAAACUUUCAAACUGUGUUAUUAAAGAACAGUUUCUAACAUUGAGGUCCUCUUGUGAAAUCAGAAAUCUAAAGUAUUGCUUUGGAGUUGAGGGUUCAGAUUUCAAAGAUGCUAAAUAUGUAGCCCUUAAACCCUUGUAUCUGAAUUUAAAAAUCUGGAAGUGUUUCAUUUCAAAUAUGUCACUGCAGGCGAGUGUUUACCACUGCUGAUCAUUUGGUAAAAAAAUAGGUAUUGUAAGUUUAGCCUGUUUGUGAUCCUAGAGAAGUAUGUGAGUAAAAUUCUGAAUAUACAAAGCAUCUAUUUUUCCUAUCCGUGCACUUCUAGAAAGCUGGAAACUUAGUGCAAGAUAACUUGUGAAACUUAGAAGUUUUAAAAUAGUCAUAAUAGAUAAUAUGGACGUUUUAUGAAAAGAAAAGGAAUAUUUUUUUUUGUAUCUGGGAAAAAACUAUAUGGACCACUGGAAACAAAAUGAUUGCAAUUAAUUGCAAAUGUCCAGUUUAUUAAAGUUGAUUUCUAGGGAAAUAUUGCAACUAACUGACUCAAAGGUUUUCUCAAGUAUUUGUGAAACUAAGCCAUUCUUUUUCAUUUCUGUAAUCCUUAUGCCUGGUAUCCCCCAUUUUGGUGCCCUCCAUUUGAGAUGGACUUCAACUCCCAUAAUCCUUAAAGUAGAGAUUAUGGAAAUUGAACUUCAGUAGUUUUGGAGAGUUCCUUGCCAUGGGAUCCUGGUCUAGAUUCCCUCUAAAAAUGGAUCUUUGUGUGGUAUAGAUUGUCAAGUAUUUAUCCCAGUGAAUUAAGGCCCAUUUACUCCACCUAUGUUGUCAUGUUUAUUGCCAUCAAUUGCUGAGUUAGCAUAUUGUGAUGUUCACAAUUCAUUGAAGUAAUCCGAUUCUUUCCUACCCAUCAUACACUGAAUCUUAAAUUACCAAUGUGACAAAGUGUUUUUCUGAGUUCAGACUGCAUCCUUUAAAAUAUAGGAAGACAUCUUUUAGGGUAGAAAUAUAAAAUUAAUCUUUUUAAGCUUGCUGUAUUCGGUUGCAGUUCUGAACUUCUAAAGCAUAUUUCCUGGAGUCCAACAACCUUUGUAAGGAUUUGACCCAUCAAAUCAUAGACAUGGGGUUUUAGCAUGCUUCCUUCAUAAUUUUGUCACCAGGGAGGGAGGGAACGUUUAAAACCAACCUGUUGACCAAGAUUACUUGCCUUUCUCUUAGGAGUCAUUCAUCCCAUUCUGAGGCAGUACUGAAAAUUGUGACUGUGGCUAGCAAUUCUUAAGCUUUUGCUACCAGUUAACUUGGCUGGAACUCUUUAAGAAAAUGGAAUAUUCCAAAUAUACUUUGAAUAUAAUAUAUAUACUUGAAAAGACUAGGGAGCCUUUUCAGGGAGGGACAGCUUUUAACUUUUUCUGGUGUGGUUUAGAAUUCCACUCUUUCUUGGAUUCAGAUUCAAACAAGUGAACCCUUGGAUCCCUGGGGGAAAGUGACAAACAAACAUUACAACAGGGACAUGAUUCUUGUGGAGGGGAAUGGGGGUGUCCCAAUCCACAAAUUAUACAUAGAUACACUUGAGCCUGUGAAGAGGACACAGUGCCACUAACUAGCCAUUUGGGCCAGAGUACCACCAUUUCCCCCCCAUCACUCAACUUCAAAUAUAACUUAGUGCAAACCUUAACUGUAGCUACUUAGAUGAAAAGCCCCAUUGUACUAUGGUCUCUCCUUCUAAGUAAGCAUGGUUAAGAUUAGGCCACACAAGUCCUACACAAACUACAAUGUGUUCUUUUUUAUUUUUAAUGUAGUUAGCAGAAUUUUACUACCAAGGUUGAAUCAUUAUAGUAGCUAACUUACAACAUGUACUUUGCUAAAUAUGCAUGUACUUCUAUUUUUAAUUUUUUAUUAUUCCCAUUCUCUCCCCUCCCAAAAACCUCUUCUGCUUUUUGGUUUUACCUGUGCUGAUUUCUGUUUUGAAGUCCACCUUUAAUGUUUAAAGGAAACCUAAUGAACACACCUGUUACAAAUCUUACCAUUUUUAACUGCUAUUUGCUGGUCAUUGCUUAAAGUCAGACGCUGUUGCUCAUUUUCUAGUUAUUUUUCAGAUUAGAUUUUUGUCCUCAAUUUUGAAAAAUCAACCCUUUCUUCCCACAAGCAUCAUAUCUGUCUAUGAUAUUACCCUUUCAGAUGGGAUAUACACCUUUUCUGAUUAUAACCAUUGCUCUUGUAUUUUGGUAGAUGCUUUGUUGAUAGUAACUAAAUGCCUAGUAAGAUUUUUAAAAGUAAAAACAAACUCAGUUGUUAUUUUAAGCCAGUCUUUUCCCUCAUACUUUCCUUGAGUAACCUUGACAUUGCAUUUUUACCAGAUAUAUAUCUCUCCACAAUUGCCUUUUCAAAAUGUUUAGCCUAAGAGUUUAGCUUAAAAAAAUACAAAUCAAUAAUUUUGCUGAACAGAGUAAAUCUGAUUUUUCUUGUUAGUGAUCCCGUCAAUUGCAAGUUUCAUGCUUUAUUUAUAUGGGAAGUUAAUGAUCAAUACAUUAUUCCCUUCUACCUUUUAAAAAUAUUUCUUUUUAUGCUAAUUAACACCUGUUCUUAGUGAAUGGAUAAAUGUUAUCUUUACUGUCCCCACCCCAAUCUUGAUAAUCAAAUUCCCAUCUCCCCAAUCCUUGCACCCCACAACAUACUCCAUAGGUUGUUGGGUUUUUUAAUCAGUGUAAGUUUGGACAGGUUGCUCUAAAUCAGGGGAAAUUUGCAGUAGGUUUGUGAUCAGAAAGCUUGGGUGUCUUUUGGGAAUGUUUUUUGCUGGUGGAAUCUUGGUGCGCUGUUCAUCUGUUGAUGAUGGAGAAAGACUUACAGUGCUUAAUAAAGUCUAUUCUUUUAGUAAAGAAAAA